CAGUUGGGUUACUGCCAGUCAGUGGAUAUUAAAACACUGUAGUACUACAGGGCUGAGUUUGGGGUGGUGUUAUAUCUCAGUGGAUAUACAGUAUGAUGAAUGAGUAAAAAUAUCACAAAGGGAUUGAGAUCAGCAUGGAUUUACCUACUGUUAACCAGGCUGUGGGGGUGAAAGCUAAAACUACCUUUAGAGAAUGUAAACUAAACGGACAGUCAACGUUGUUAUAAUAUGUGUGCGUGUGUAAAAUGUAUUGUGGGGCACUGCAGUUUAUUAACAUGCAGAACAAAUGCCAGCCCUAAUCUGCUUGAAAAGAGAGGAAGGGGGAAUUUAGAAAACACAUUCAGAUUUUCGCUUAUUCAGCAACUGACCUUUGAUCUGACAGCAUGCUGUAGGUCUACAGCAUCAGGUAGGAAUCUAUUGCAAACACACUUCUGUUAAGCUCCAGACUAGUUGGACUUGCUGUUUGUCAUUUCAUUAUAAUCAUAUUGGGCCUGGUCUUCUGCACCAAAAGCAAGAUUCUAACUGCUUGAGCUGUAAAUCCAGACCAAGAGAAAUUCUUACAAGAGGAUCGACCAGCUCCUGUCUGUAGCCGUGAUGUGGGGGUCGGUGAUAUUCCUACUGCUGUGUCUGCUUCUGUUCAUUGCGAUUCUCCUACUGAGCUGUUUCCGGGACAGGACCACAGCAACUCUGGGACACCUGGCCUGGAGGAUCCGGCGUCAAUUGCGCUUCUGGUUGUAUCUGCCCCAGGGUGGGUCCGAGAGACCGCAGCUGAUCUGCAAGCCCUCCACCCUGGCUCACUACCUACUACAACACUGCGGCUCUUUGGGCAGGCCCUGUACCCCAGAUUGGCCCUGGCUGGACCCCCAUUUACAGACCCUGUGCAGCCUGGUUUGGCCUUUAGCAGACAAUGAAAUAGAUUUCGCCCGGGACCACCUACAGCUGCGGGACGGGGGGAUAGUGGCCCUGGAUUGGGCCGUGGGGGUCACGAUACGGAACUGGAAAGCCACAGGACCUUCCUCAUCCUCCUCUCCACCUGUGCUGAUCAUAAUCCCCAACUCGUGGGGCAGGCUGACCCCGCAUGUGCUCGGGCUGUGCAGGCUGGCUCUGGAGCAGGGGUUCUACCCGGUGGUCUUCCACAGACGAGGGCAGGGGGGCUGCCCCCUGGUCACCCCGAGUGUGCAGCAGUUUGGGGACCCCUCUGACCUGAUGGAAGCUGUCUCCUACAUCCGGUUCCGUCACCCCUCCGCGGCGCUGCUGGCUGUGAGUGAGGGCUCGGGCUCAGGGCUGCUCCUGUCCUACCUGGGCGAGUGCGGCUCCUCCUCCUACCUCACCUGUGCCGCCUGCAUCUCACCUGUGUUCAGAGGGCAGCAGUGGUUUGAGUCUCCCCUGCCCUGGCUGUACAGGUGGGCUCUGCUGCUCUACCAGAAACUCAACCUGUGCAGAUACUCCACGGCUCUCAGUGAGGUGAUGGACACACACCGGCUGUUCAGCUGCACCUCCCUGCAGCAGUUCGAGGAGCUCCAGUUCUGUACUGGCGGCACUGGAAAGCAGUCCUCGCUGAACUGGGAGUCUUACUGGGAGCGGAACGAGCCCCUUCGGGACGCAGAUGAGGUGGCGGUGCCGGUUCUGUGCCUGUGCAGCUGGGAUGACCCAAUCCGAGGAGACCCCAGAACCACGCUGCCUCUGGAGCUGUUCGAGACCAGCCCCUUCUUCCUGCUGGCACUGACACACUGGGGAGGGCACUGCGGGUUUCAGAAAGAGUCCGGCCACGGGGACAGCGGUACCCACUUCUGGAGCCAAGCGGUACUGAUGGAGUACUUCCGGGUGGUGGCGGAAUUCUUCCGGGCCGAGGAGAGGCGGAGCCAGGGCAGAGGCCCACCACCUCGCAGGAGAACCAGCACGCUGUUGCCACGAAGGCGAAGAGGCACCCUGCAGAGAGAUCCACCAGCCACAGAUGACAUCUUCAACUGGCACAGAUCUUACACACGCUGACCCAGGGACGUGGCUGCCCAGCAACGAUUAAUGCUACUGUAAUAAUCUACCAGCUUCUCUUUGAUGACCAUACACCCAUUUACAACUGGACGAUUUCAGUUAAAACAAAAAAUAUUCGAAGGGUGGUUCUGGAAAUCACCUGGCCACUAUGCACUACUGCUGGCUGCUGUGGGGAAAAAAACCCCCAAAAAAACCUCACUCAACCAAAUCUAAAGCAUGCAUCUUAAAGCAUGUACUGUUACUUACCGGUGCCCUUUUUGGCUAUGUGCUGGAGUUUCUAGAUUCCUGUUACCCAUCAUUUGGUGCCUCUAUCUGGUGCAUUUUACUGCUCUGCAAGAAUGUUUUGUUCCCCCC
Messenger RNA from Acipenser ruthenus (sterlet), 2346 nucleotides. RefSeq names its product protein ABHD15-like. Lineage: Eukaryota; Metazoa; Chordata; Actinopteri; Acipenseriformes; Acipenseridae. The coding region runs from base 595 to 1992 and encodes 465 amino acids. The transcript is spliced from 2 exons. Gene Ontology annotation, molecular function: short-chain carboxylesterase activity; monoacylglycerol lipase activity. The record is from RefSeq and is a predicted model, not a curated record.